AUGGAAGUUACGUUUUUAUUUCAUGCACUACUGAUAGUUUUACAGAUCUCAGCAGGAGAGGUGACAUUCUUCAACGCCAAGGCUGUGGUGAGACAAUCGGGCGAUUAUUUCAUUGGUGGAUAUUCAUCAGGUGAAUCCGCGGAAGAACUUCGGUCCUCAUUUAAAUACGGCAGAGUAAUCGACAUAGGUACGGGAGGUGAGCUGCCAGAUGGAUUCCGUAUAAGAGACAGGUACGAUUUUGCAAAGCGUCUCUAUUUACCAGAAGGGGCUGGACGACCGGGUGUAUACUACUGUGACGUCAUGGACGUAAGAUUCCAAACGGUAGUUUUGUCACUGGACGCUUCAAUACUUCCGGAAAGUCAUACUAAGACCGUGAGUUGGGGUGAAAAUAUGAGCCUUGGUAUGGUUAUAAAAUCAACAACAAUAUCAGCAACACAACUGAAAUGGAAACAUAAUGGUGUGGAUAUAGAAGCAUGGAAUGGACAAAGUAGUAUUACAAUUACAUCAGCUAAACCAUCAGAUGCUGGAAUUUAUGAAUGUUACUCUAGCGAAGAACAGAGACGAAAUGGUUUACAUGGUUUCAUGAGACUUAUCGUGAGAGGGUGUGGAAAUAACUACUGGGGACAUAAUUGUGACCGACAAUGUUCGUCUCACAAAUCUGACGUAUGCCGUAGUAGACUGCUAUGUCUGCAGGACCCGUAUGGAUGUUCGUGUCAGGCGUCUUACACAGGGUUAGACUGCUUUGAAGACUGCCCUCAGGGAAAAUACGGAUCUGGGUGCACACAGACUUGUCAUUGCACCACCGGUUGUAAUAAGGAAACAGGAGCGUGUAAUAAUGGCGGCUCCUGCAUAACUGGAUUUAGUGGACAUAACUGCCAAGUCUCAUCUUCAUGUUCCACUGGUUUCUAUGGUGAAUUAUGCAACUAUAAUUGUCAUUGUAAAAACAAUGCAGCAUGUGAUAAGAACACUGGUGUUUGUCCAAAUGGAGAUUGUGCACCAGGAUGGAUAAAUCUAGAUACUAUAGAUUCGGAUUGUCAACAAGACGGCAGUGUCAAGUUUGGAGACCACUACACCAAAAAAGUCAAUCCUGGUGAAGAGACCUACUUUAUAUGUGAAGUCAUUAGUAAUCCUGUCAUACAGCAGACUCACAUGAUGCUUGUGAACGAGGACACAGCCGAAUACGUCACUAUAAGUGAUUAUUACACGCGUGACACGUACAUUGCCGUUGGUAACUACAGUGGCGUGGUUGUGAACAGCACACGUGACUUUGUGUGCCAUGUUCCACAUGAAAUGAUUUCGGUUGCUAUAACCACGCAACUAUAUGAACUUCCAAGAUUUCAUUCUAAUAACCACCCAUAUAUCACAAAGAUUUAUCCAGAUGUAAUCAGAAUAUCUUGGAAUAGAUGGAAUCCCCUUGCUGGGGAUAUAGGGGAUGGUCCGAUCGAAGGUUACACAGUGUACUACAGAGAGAGUAACAUCAGUAAUUGGAUGUAUGUAGAAUAUCAGGCAGCGAAUGGCACACAUGUACAGAAUUAUAGUUCAAACGUCAUAGGAUUACGUUGGUCUACCACUUACGAGUUCACGGUGACUGUGACCAGACCAGGAAAGUUUGGUGAAGGCAGCGACGAGAUAACUGUUACAGAAACUACAACAUGCGGCAAGCCAGAUAAACUCACUGUUAUAGAUGUAUCAGCUCCCCGUCAAAAAGAGAUUCAUAUUAAAAUACAGAUACCGACUGCCAAUCAAAUAAGAUGUAAUGUAAAUAAUGUUGAUGGCUACAUCGAUAACAUCGAAGUCAAAUAUCGGAAAGCGAACAUGGACGAUGAGUACCAAACGAAACAGUUCGAUAUCGGAGGGAAUCUAUCCAGUGUUGAUACGUAUGUGGUUGCAAGUGAUUCUUUGAUACCGUACACUAUAUACGAAGUAACUACAGUUGUUAGAAACUACAAUUUCGAAAGCCCAAUAAGUAACUUUAUCACGGUUUUAACACCAGAAGCCACUCCGACUAAACCUAGAAAUGUAACGCUACAGCACACGGCGCAUUCGAUAACUGUUGAGUGGGUCAUACCCGAAUAUGUCAAUGGUAUAAUUCGUAAUUAUAUGAUAACAUACUGGAAGAGAGACGACCAUACCACAGUACAAGUGGUGCAUAUCACCGACACAUUGAAUUAUGUGAAUGCGUACAUACUAAGAGAUCUAAACUACAAUGUCCAGUAUUCUAUACAGGUAUCAGCAACAACAGGGGCAGGGACCGGGAUGGCUAGCGAUGUUGUCAAAAUACGGACAGCAGACACGGUUCCAGGCAAACCAGAUUAUCUCAACGUAGUGUUUACAAACAACAAUUCUAUUACACUGGAAUGGAACGAACCUGUUGUAUUCAGUGGUAAUAUCACUAAGUACGAGGUAGCAUAUUCAUCAAUCGAAUCUGUCUACUGGAAUGCCAGCAAUAUAUUUCAAAACCUCACAGUCUUUGGUCAUAUUAACGAGUACACAUUACAAGACCUACCUCCAGGCACAAUGAUUCGUGUGUCCCUGUCUGCUAGUACAGGGGUAGGAUUCGGUGAGGCGAAUACAAUAAUAACUGGAACGGAUAUAUCAGUGACAAGUAUUCUUGACGCUAUUGACGUCACGGAGCAGCUUAAACUUACUAAUGCGACAGUCGACAUUCAACUACCACAGAUAGCAGAUAAUAGGAUUGACAGGAAUACAAGCCUACUGAACUACAUUAUUGUCGUCCACCAUAAAAGUCCACAUAAUAACGGAAGUGACAUAGACGACGGAAGUGACAUAGACGUCGUCAUGCUAACUGCGUACAAUGACAGCUCGUCAUCAUAUUACAUAACAGCCUCAUUUCAACUGAAUAAAAUUCCGUCUGAGUUCACUGUAGGCGAUGGGAUGGUGUACAACGGGUAUUACAAUGUUCCACUAACUCCUGGCAGGUCUUUUAACUUAUUAUAUGGUUUAUCCGUAUUGACAAGCGGGAUAACGCUUUCAUAUAGGGACUCGAUAUAUUUAAACGCCAACAAAACGUCCCGCACCAUUACUCUACAUGGCGAUAUCGAUACAUAUACUUUACAUGGAUUGUCGCCAGGAACUCAAUUUGUGAUAUCCGUUUCUGCAAGUACAAAGGCAGGUUUUGGAGCUUCGGAUACGAUACUCACUGGAACAAAAAUGAAAGAAAUUGACAUAUUUGCCGGAAUAGAGGAAAUACAAGGACAUGGUCAUUCUUCUUCUUUUUAUCUUCCACAACUUGAUGACAGCAAUAUCAAGAAAGAAACAAAUCUUCUGAAAUACAUUAUUGCUGUUAACGUUGAUGCAGCGAACGAUCUUAGAUGGGAUGAAAAUUUAGCCAAACUGUCUACUUAUAACCAGGGUGGUGCGCCUUAUUACAUCGCUGCUGUGUUCACACUUAAUGAGAUCCCAGCAGAAUUUACCCUGGGGGACGGCAUGAUGUACAAUGGCUAUUAUAACGCUCCAUUGACGGAAGGAAAUCGGUACUAUGUUUAUUAUGGCGUCUUAGUAAUGACAACGGGGACUCACGUUAAUGUCUUGGAUCUCUUGAUACCCCCAGAUAUGUCAGAUUAUGAAGAUCUUCGAGACACCGAUGUGAACAUUUACGAUAUUGCUGAACGACUGAACACGCCUAACGAUGACCAGACAGACGGCUAG
Messenger RNA from Saccoglossus kowalevskii, 3669 nucleotides. RefSeq lists its product as uncharacterized. The record is from RefSeq and is a predicted model, not a curated record. Lineage: Eukaryota; Metazoa; Hemichordata; Enteropneusta; Harrimaniidae. Gene Ontology annotation, molecular function: scavenger receptor activity.